UUUCUACCUUUUUUUUCUAGGUCGUUAACGUCGAGGUCGCUUUAAAUUGUGUGUUUGUUUUUAUUUGCGUUUUUUUUCUUUAAGGAAAUGUAGAAGAGUGCGCCAGUGAAAUGUCUUCAAGUUUUGAGUCUGUGGUGUGCUUUGUUGUGACGUGAGCUUCAAUCGAUUUCGCACAGAGUUGAAAUCGAGUAAAUUAUCUGCUGAAAAGAAAAUGAGAAAGUGCUAAAGUUUCAAGUGUCUGGUGGAUGGGAAAGAAAAAUCUCCCCACAAAAAACGAAGAAAAAUGUUGCAAAGUUUGAUUGUCGGGAAAAGUUUCUAACACGAAGAAAAUUUAUUUAGUGAAAGUAGAAAAGAAGCUCAAACAAAGUUUGCCGGAGUCGAUCGGAAACACAAAACGCAAAAGUAAUUGCUGUUUUGUUCUGAGCGAAACCUCCCCCCUGGGAGGGGGGGUCAUCCUCCGACCUCGUGUGUGGGAGGCACGUGCGUCGUUUCGCACGAAUUGCGAGUUAGAUAGAUAGUAAGAAGAAACAAAGGAAAAGGACAACGAAGAGGUCUGGUGGCCCGGCCCCACCAGCCCUCCCCGUGAAGGCGCCAAACUGUUACUCUGCGGUUGUUAUAUUUUCGAACGGGGUGCCAAAGAUAGCAGUACGGAAGGUCUCAGGAGUGCCCUAGCCCGUCUCCGUAACAGGUCGGGCCCACUCCCUAACCCUUCCGCUCCUGAAAAUACUGAAAGUGUCGAACGGGCGUCGUCGUCUUCUUCUCCGUCGUCCCGAUGUCCCCCGCGAGAAGGCAAUAGCUCCAGAUCACCAGUUCCAACACCAGCACCCCCUUCCACGCCACGGAAAACCAAAGUGCCACACCACAGUGCAAUGACAGUGUCCGUAACGCAGCCCCAGCCACCGAUGGAUAUUGCCUGCUGUCCGAGCAGUCCGGGAACGUCUGGCGGCGGGACAUCAUCAAUGGCGACGACGACGACGGCACCACCGACCUCCCGACCCUCUUCCGUGGUUUCCCCGGGCCAGCGCUCGACCAGUCCGGCCAACUCGAGCGGCGGUUCUUCGGAAGCGGACCCAUCGGCCACCGCUGGCACCCCACCCUCCUCGUCCUCGUCCUCCACGGCCACCAAUGCGAGCACGGCCCUCCGGAGGUUCUACUUCCAGAAGACCCGCAUCAGCAAGUCCCCGAAGGCGGCCAGUAUCGCCGGAACCGGUCCGCCUACGGUAGCGGCGUCUUCCGGUUCCGUCCCGAAGGUGGUCGUCAUGGGAUCGUCCACCACGUCCGAAGCGACCAUCAACACCUCGACCGACUCGGCGUCGACGCACGUGACCAACGUCACGGUCACCACCGACACCGAGACGAACGACUCGAUCGAUUUAGGUGAGGGUUCCGGCCAGAGCGAACCGCUGCUGAGCUCGCUGGACGACGAAAGCUCCAGCAUCGUGAUGAACCAGAGCUUCGGUGACGGGGACGACGAGAACAUCACCGUCAUCAACGGUGGGCCGGACACUCCGCUGCUCAUAAGCUACCAGGAACUCGAGGACCUGUCCCCGCGAUCACCGCGAACCCCCAAGCCCUGCCGCACUGCCCCAGUAGCCUCGACCACGCGCUUCCCCUUCGAUCCGCCCCCGUCGCCCCGAAGCGUCCGGAUCCUGCCCAAAACGGCCGGCCACAGUGGUGGCGCCCAGCACGAGUCCAUGUUCAACUUUGACGAGUCGCCGAAUCCGGUGCGUCGACCUCCGCCCAAGAUGGCAUCGCCGGGCGAGUUCCACCAUCCGGAGGUUACGCUGCACGGGAAGGAUGGCAACAAGGAGAACAUGGCCGGGACGCCGACCAAGCGGGGCAGUCCGUACAAAUCCCGCAAGGAGCGGUUCAUGCAACAACAACAGCAACAGCAUUACGGCAAACAGCAGAGUGGGAAGCCGCUGAACUCGGCACCGGCGGCUAGCUGUCAAAAGGGCGGCCAAACUUACGAUCCGAACAUGACCAUGUUUCCGUUCGACCGGGAAGCGAUCGACUACGACCGGAUCCAGCGGGAGUGCUUCGCCGUGGAGGAAGAGUUCCCGUUCGAGCGGAAUCGUGACGACUACUGCUGCGAAUCUCCGUCCCGGGCCAACAUGGACUCGGAGAUCUUCGGCGAUCACUACUCGAUCUUCCAGCAGUACGCGUACCUUACGCAACAGGAGCGGGACGCCCUGGAACGGACGCCAUCCAAACGGAACAAAAAAGACCGCAUUGACGCCUUCUCCCCAAAGAAACAACCGCAGCCGCCGCCACCCCAACUGUCACCCCAGCGAAUGUCCAAGUUCGACCAAAUCGCCACCAAGUUCGACAUGAUGCCCUCGAAGCACGAACUCAUGACCAAGGGCCGAUCGAAACGGACAUCCGUUAGCGGUGGUGGCGGCGGCGGUCUUCCGGAUCUCCGGGUGGACUUUUUCGCCGAAACGUCAUGCUGCGACAACCUGACGGCGGCGGCUGGUUCCGAUGGAGCCGCCGGCAAGACGCAUGCGCCGUCGCAGCCUGCUGGAUCAAGCCGAACGGCGGCCGAAGUCGCCGGAGCAGGCGCGUUGGCGACCGGUGCUAUAAAUGUUACGCCGAAUCCGAUGGACAGCGCAGUCUGCACGCAACCUCGGGCGACAAUAGUCGUACAGCAACCCUCGCUCAGCCUGGACUACUCGUCGGUGGAGACGAUUCUGCUCAAGAACGAGGGUGACUUCAUCAGUGUCGAGCAGGGCAAGGAGCUGUCGCGGAAGAAGAAACAGCAGCAGCGCGAGGAUAACAUGCGCCAGCUGCUGGACGUCACCAACACGCUCACCACGGAGGAAAUCAAGGACUUUGAGAUGCGAUACGGCAGUCCACACCACAGCCGGUCCCAGUCGGUCAAAACGCCGGGCAGUCGAGCAUCAGGACGGCCAAAUCAGCUAUGUCUGCCACAGCAGCGAUCCAGGGUGGCAUCGAUGCCCAACACCGGCGUCGAGGAGGAGUACUACAGACUGAGGCACUUUAGCAUCACCGGCAAGGGGGUGGUCAACCGGGGCGAUUCGCUCAAGAGCCGCCGCAGCAAGUCCAACAACAGUGUUGCCAGUUCGAACUCGAGCACCGAACACCUGACGGCGGUUGGGGCCGGUUCCGCGCGGACAUCGGCCACCUGCAGUCUGGCAUCGAGCCGCGAGAGCAGCACCUCCAACCCGGCCGCCGGCCCGUACAAAGUGCUAAUGCUGGGAGGUGCCGCCGUCGGAAAAAGCUCAUUAGUGUCGCAAUUUAUGACGUCCGAGUACCUGCAUGCAUACGACACUAGCAUAGACGACGAUUCCGGUGAGAAGACCGUUUCCGUCCUGUUGAGUGGUGACGAGUCCGAAAUAACCUUCAUCGACCACAGCUACAUGGAGAUGACGCCCGAAAACUGCAUGUCCUCGUACGAUCCGCACGGCUACUGCGUCAUCUACUCGUCCUCGGACCGGUCCAGCUUCCAGAUCGCCGAGGAGAUCCUGCAGGUGCUGUGGACGUCGGAGAACAUCGCCCAGAAGGCGGUCAUUCUGGUGGCCAACAAGGCGGACCUGGCCCGCAGCCGGAUGGUGACCUCCGAUGAGGGCAAACAGAUGGCCACCCAGUACGACUGCAAGUUUAUCGAAACCUCCGUCGGAAUCAACCACAACGUGGACGAGCUGCUGGUCGGGCUGCUGUCGCAGAUUCGGCUCAAGCUGGAGAACCCGGAAAAGUCGCGUGACCUCUUCCGGAAGCGCUCGAUCCGCAAGUCCAAACGACGUGCCUGUUCCCCGCUGGGCGGUGCCAUCUGUCUGUCCGGCAUGGGCGGCGGCACGAACCCGAGCACUCCGGUGGCGGCCACUCCGUCCUCGGCGAGCGGCGGAGGCAUCGGGGGCAUCGGUGGCGGCGGCGGCGGAUUUUCCGUCGAAACUCCGCCCGGAAGUGCCCACAGCAGUCCACGCAAGUACCGCGGCUCGCGGACGUCGGCUAGCCUCAAGGUUAAGGGACUGCUCGGCCGGGUCUGGGCCCGGGACUCCAAAUCCAAGAGCUGUGAAAAUCUCCACGUGCUGUAAACAUGUCGAUGUGUUGUACCACCCUAAGUUGAUGUGCGUGUGUGUGUGCGUGUGUGUGUGUGUGAACAAUCGGUGUGGUGGGUGUAAAAAUUCCUCAUUUAUUCUAAAAAGAAAAAAAAACAAGUAAUAAAACCAAAAAACGCAACAGUAUCGGUUUCCAUGGAGAGAAAAAAAUACUCACAUUACAAGAAGCAAAACAAACCAGACUCAAAAAUAGGCUAAGUUAUAGUUCCGAUCGUUUUUUCGUACGUUUAGGGUGAUGAUGACUUGAAUCAGAAAUUUGCAACUAAUGUAAGCAACCAAUCGGUAUUAUGCAAAACAAAGAAAAAGCAGAAUGAUUUUAAAAUUGUAAAAUUGAGCACACACUCUAAGUAAGUGAUUUCGUUAGUGACUAAGUUAAAUUAAGUGAGCGGAACUCAGAACAGAGAAUGAUCCUUUUUGGAAAUGUGAACGUCUGUGUUUACUUGUCUCUCAAUUUUUGUACAAUUUUUUAUAUAUUAGAUUUUACGUUGCCUGAAAGUUACAGCUAAGUUUUUUUACUCCUUCGUUUUGAUAAAACCCCACAAACACAAACACACCCUCCACUUUACACAACUCAAGCCACAAACAAGCAUUUAUAAACCACCCGAUCGAUCAAAAGUAGAAAUAAAAAAAUCUCUCAAA
This is a messenger RNA of Culex pipiens pallens (northern house mosquito), 4718 nucleotides long. RefSeq lists its product as uncharacterized. The coding region runs from base 870 to 4055 and encodes 1061 amino acids. Lineage: Eukaryota; Metazoa; Arthropoda; Insecta; Diptera; Culicidae. Gene Ontology annotation, cellular component: plasma membrane. The transcript has 14 exons. Gene Ontology annotation, molecular function: GTPase activity; calcium channel regulator activity; GTP binding. The record is from RefSeq and is a predicted model, not a curated record.